Messenger RNA from Penicillium concentricum, 1773 nucleotides. RefSeq lists its product as uncharacterized. The record is from RefSeq and is a predicted model, not a curated record. The transcript has 5 exons. Gene Ontology annotation, molecular function: transcription cis-regulatory region binding; zinc ion binding; DNA-binding transcription factor activity, RNA polymerase II-specific. The coding region runs from base 1 to 1773 and encodes 590 amino acids. NCBI's taxonomy places the organism in Eukaryota, Fungi, Ascomycota, Eurotiomycetes, Eurotiales, Aspergillaceae. Gene Ontology annotation, biological process: regulation of DNA-templated transcription. Gene Ontology annotation, cellular component: nucleus.
AUGGAAUCCGCUCAAAUCCUAGGUGGGACCCCUGCGCCAUAUGGCCAUGCAUGUAUGGGCUGUUCCCGUGCGAAGUGCAAAUGCAUUCUUCCUGCAACUGGUAGUGGCUGCGAAAGAUGCCAGCGCCUGAGCAAGGAAUGUCGGCCUGCGCAGACAGUCCGCAAGCGCAAUAAGCUACCCUCGGGCUCUAAUACUGCCAAGCUCGAGGCCAAACUUGAUUGGAUUAUGUCCGCGUUUGAGAAGGGUGGUGUCAACCCCGGUCUUCCUCCAAAUUGGGAACCCGUAAACCUAGGACGGAGUCAACAGAAUGACCAAAGCCAAUCUGCCCCAAGCACUCAAACCCUAACUAGUCUUUCUUCUCUUUCAACUGCCAAGGAUGGACGGUGCCUUAUAGACUUUGUACCCUCGUGUGAUAGGGAGGCCUUGUCCCUGAUCUACGUCCCGCCCGCCAUGGCUCAGAAGAACCUCGACCAAUUCCGCACUCGGACCUUGCAAUAUCUCCCCUUUGUCUACAUUCCUUCUAAUAUAACCUCUGACCAAUUGCGAGAUAAAUAUCCAUUCCUUUGGGUAUGCAUUAUGGAAGUGACCACGGCGACAAAUCUAGAAAAAGGCGACUCUUUCGGAAGAAUUACCAACUAUAUUCAUCAGAAAGUUAUGAUUGACGUUGCGCCGAGCAUGGAUCUUCUCCUUGGGAUCAUGACUUUCGUAUCAUGCGUUACAUACACUAAAAGACCGUUUCUCAAUAUCUAUGCACACAUGCUAAUGGCAGUUGUUGCCGAGCUUGGGAUCAACAAAAGUGAACAAAAUGAGCAUUCAGUCAUGCAUUCUUUCAAAAUCGCUAUUGGAAUGAAGCAAACUCCACCCACAGCUAGAACACUCGAAGAGAGGAGGGCUGUGAUGGGAUGCUUUUUGAUUUCAUCAUGCUCUACUAUCAGCGCCGCAUUGGCAGUGUCUAGGAUUGAUGCUAUGCGCUGGACACCGCACAUGGAAGAGAGUCUUUCAAUACUCGCUGAGGCUAAAGAGUGCCCCCAGGAUGAGAUCCUGAUUAUACAAGUCAAGAUCCAUUUGAUCUUAGACAGAGUCUAUCAACUGCGGCGGGAUGGCGAGGCUUUUAUCUCGCUAGCCUUCUACCUGGAUACCUUCAAAAAACAAUUAGACACAGUGAAGAGUGAGAUUCCGCCUCACCUUCUACAGCACAGAGCAAUACUGAUGUAUCUCUACAAUGCCGAAAUCAUAAUCAACGAACUAUCAAUAGAAGCUCCCGCCAUUGCAAAUUCGCCUGAUCUCCAUCGCCUCAACAGCCUUUACACCACCCUCCAAGCAUCAAAAGGCUGGCUAGAUGUAUGGCUAGAACUUGAAGGAGAGGAGUAUUUCCAGCUAUCAUGCAUCAUUUUUUACCAAUUCACUCGAGCCAUUGUCACCCUAUACAAGCUCACCAUUCUUGAAGAUCCGGCAUGGUCCAAGAGUAUGGUCAGAGACACGGCAAAUGUCCUCGAAUACCUGAACAGAAACGAGGCCAUCAUCAGAAAGUGCCCAGGAUAUAUCACUUUCAAUGAAAGCGGGGAAAUGAAUCUCCUGGAAAAGGGAUUGAGAAUGAUUCACAGCUUGAAAAUGAACUGGGAACCGAAGUUGAUGGAAAUGUGGGGCCUAAGUAUACCAGCGAACACCAGCGUCGAUAGUGGCAUGAUUCAGUCUGAUGCUAUACUCCCUGAUGUUAUGGCUUUGGGCGAGAUUGAUGAGUCCUGGAUGAUGGACUUACUUGGGUCGUUGUGA